GCCAACCACCAAACAAAAUAAAUAAAAUUUAGGGAUGGGGAAUAAAUUGCUGCGAAGAGUCGAAACCUUCGUCACUAAGCCUUUCCGCAAACGCCGUCCCCCUCCUCCUCCUCCUCCUCCUCCAUCCCCGCCCCCGCCGCCGCCACCCAUGCCUCCGCCGAAGCCCGAGUUCCCCUUCGUCUUCCCGCGCGUCCAGUCCACGGUCCUCCCCGAUCCUGCUCCCUUCUUCUCACCGAGCCUCCUCUCCGCCCCGCUUCCGACGAACUCCUUCUUCCAGAACUUCGCUCUCAACAAUGGCGACCAGGCCGAGUACAUCCACCCCUACCUCGUCAAGCCCUCCCCGUCCUCUGUCUCCGUCUCGUUCCCUUCUCGCUUCGCCACCUCCGCUUUUCUGUACCAAGUCUUCGUCGCCGACCUCACCAUCUCCGCCGCCGUCUCGGGCGACGACGCCGCGCUCGGCUCGUCGCCUGAGGCGCCACGGCACGUGAUCUCGUCGUACAGCGACCUCGGUGUCACGCUGGACUUCGCGGCUUCGAAGCUGAGGUUUGUCCUCGUCAGAGGGAGCCCCUACUUGACCUGCUUGGUCAACCGCGGGACGGAGGUUGCGAUCUCCACGAUUCACGCGAUCCUCUCGCUCUCUUCGAACAGUAGUCGCACCAAGCAUACUGUGAAGCUCAACAACAAUCAGACUUGGCUUGUUUACACUUCUUCGCCGAUCAGUUUCAGUCAGAGUCUCAGUUCCAUUACUUCCGGAAGGUUUUCGGGGGUUAUUAGGAUUGCUUGUUUGCCCGAUGGUGGGUCGUUAAGCGAGGAGGUUUUGGAUAGGUUCAGUUCUUCCUAUGCUCUAUCUGGUGAUGCAGUGUUGACUAGGCCGUUUUGUUUGGAGUACAAAUGGGAGAAGAAAGGGUGGGGGGAUCUGCUCAUGCUUGCGCACCCGCUACAUGCUCGACUUUUGUCCCGUGAGGGUGUCACUGUGUUGGAGGAUUUUAGGUACAGGAGUAUUGAUGGUGAUCUUGUUGGUGUGGUUGGAGAUUCCUGGGUGUUGAGAUCUGAUCCUGUCUCUGUUACUUGGCAUUCAAUCAGAGGCAUCAAGGAAGAGUCAUACGAUGAAAUUAUUCAUGCCGUUAGUAGGGAUGUCGAGUCCCUUAAUCCAGCUGCAAUAACUACAGCUUCAUCUUAUUUUUAUGGGAAAUUGAUUGCCAGAGCGGCGAGGUUGGCUUUGAUUGCUGAGGAGGUGCGAUAUCCUGAAGUUAUCCCGGCGAUCAGAAAAUAUUUGAAGAGCACAAUAGAGCCAUGGUUGGAUGGGACUUUUGAUCGUAAUGGAUUCUUGUAUGAUGCCAAAUGGGGUGGGAUUGUCACCAAGCUAGGAUCGACCAAUCCUGGUGAAGAUUUUGGCUUUGGGUUGUACAAUGAUCAUCACUAUCAUUUAGGGUACUUUCUUUAUGCAAUUGCUGUCCUCGCCAAGAUUGAUCCUGCAUGGGGAAGGAAGUACAGGCCUCAGGCGUAUUCACUGAUGGCGGAUUUCAUGAACUUGGGGAGAAGAACAAAUUCCAAUUAUCCGCGUCUGAGGUGCUUUGACCUGUAUAAAUUGCACUCCUGGGCUGGUGGAUUGACUGAAUUUGCGGAUGGGCGGAACCAGGAGAGCACGAGUGAGGCUGUGAAUGCUUACUAUUCAGCUGCUUUAAUGGGAUUGGCCUAUGGAGACACCCAUCUUGUUGCCGUCGGGUCGACGCUCGCUGCAAUGGAAAUUCACGCAGCUCAAACAUGGUGGCAUGUUAGAGAAGGUGAUAAUCUAUACGAGGAAGAUUUCACUAGGGAGAACAGGGUGGUGGGUGUUCUGUGGGCUAACAAAAGGGACAGUGGUCUUUGGUUCGCUGGACCAGAGCGAAGAGAUUGUAGGCUUGGAAUUCAGGUUUUGCCUUUGUUGCCUAUCACUGAGGUUUUAUUCUCAGAUAUCCAGUUUGUGAAACAGCUAGUGGAUUGGACAUACCCAGCACUGAACAGGGAGGGAAUUGAAGGAUGGAAAGGGUUUGUGUAUGCCUUGGAAGGGAUCUUUGGCAAAGGUAGUGUGCUGGAAAAAGUGAGGAGCUUGAGCGGCUUUGAUGAUGGGAACUCUCUUUCGAAUCUUCUGUGGUGGAUUCAUAGUAGAGGUGAUGAAGAAGAGACAGGAUGCAGUGAUGGAGGGAAGUACUGUUGGUUUGGUCACUAUUGUCACUGAAAUUGUUCUUUCAGGGACCGAUUAAAUUGCUGGUAGAUGAGAUCUUUUUGCUGUUUAUUUUUUUGGAGCAUUCAUGUACUUAUACGAGAAUCGCUUUGCGUGGUGUAUCUAUUUUCGGAAUAAAAUGAUUCAAUAACUCU
Rhodamnia argentea is the source of this 2358-nucleotide messenger RNA. RefSeq names its product probable endo-1,3(4)-beta-glucanase ARB_01444. The transcript has a single exon. The coding region runs from base 35 to 2218 and encodes 727 amino acids. The record is from RefSeq and is a predicted model, not a curated record. Lineage: Eukaryota; Viridiplantae; Streptophyta; Magnoliopsida; Myrtales; Myrtaceae. Gene Ontology annotation, molecular function: endo-1,3(4)-beta-glucanase activity.